Messenger RNA from Spodoptera littoralis (African cotton leafworm), 669 nucleotides. The record is from the annotation of a GenBank genome assembly. Lineage: Eukaryota; Metazoa; Arthropoda; Insecta; Lepidoptera; Noctuidae.
AUGAAACCCGUGCGAGCUACGAUCGGAAGGUUGAAAAAUGACGCUUGUCCUGCGGCUGACGACUGGCUGAUAACGGAGAUCAACGUGCAGUUGGCGUUGUUUCGCGACCUCCUAAUCCACAUCGGUCAACCACACGACUGCCCGGAGCUACGCGAGCGCGUGCGUCGACUGCGCCGCGCAUGCGUAGAAGCCACUAAGACUACAAGCCAACUAGUUUUACCGAAUUGUAAAAAGUCAACGAGCGACGGGUGCGCGGAACAGCCUCAGCUGGUGCUCCUAUACUUCAUGGCACAACUCCUGCUUCGGGAGCUCGCUAAGUGCCACCGCCUUGUACAGCUUGUGCCAAUGGAUAUGACCUCGUAUUAUGAGAAUCGAGCCGGUCCGUCCAAUUUCGGCAACGUAAUAAGUCAGAUCCUGCUAUGCAAGCAGAUCACUCCUGAUUUCAACCAGGAGGAGCUCUGCAGCAUUGUAAAGGAUACGCAGGAGAUCACCAGAAUAGUUAACGAUAUACAGGAAUAUUUGCCACAGCAUGAAAAUCUCAAUCAUUUAGAGAGCAACAUCGCGUUGAAAGGUGACGACGUGAACGGACUGUGGAGGAGCAAGCGGAGAGGAUCGCUGUACAAAGGCAUGGGAGUGCUGUGUUGUGUGUCGCGGCCCAACUACCUCUGA